AUGGAGCCGGCUGCUGACCCUCCGUCUCAAGAUGAGAAAUACACUGAGGACUCGUUGCAUAGCCAAGAGUCUGAACAUGUCCCCAACCCAAAAUACAUAGAGAUCGAAGAUGCGUGCCGACGCUUAGAUCUUGGUCGCCUCCGUUCUUUUGCUGAAUCAAAGGGUGGCCUCCUAACGGAUGAGCUUCGACGCCAGGCUUGGCCAAUUCUCCUUGGUGCAGUAAAAUCGCAAACGCCAAAGAAUGAGAAGAACACAGGGAGCUCCAGUCGCAAUGAUCUCGACCAUCUCUGUUAUUCUAACAAUACCAAAACCUCGUGGGAAGACCUUCCACCUCACAAGGACGAAGCCCAGGUUCAACUUGACGUCGAGCGCUCCUUUGUCUACUACCCACGUAACAAAUCCGACGCCGAGCUCCAACAACGCAAGAACGAGCUCUCCUCUCUCAUCACAGAAGUCCUCCGCCGCCUACCGUUCCUAUGCUACUUCCAGGGCUACCACGACGUCUGCCAGGUCUUCCUCCUGGUCCUGGACCCUCCCCUGCGAGCCCAGCUCGUCGCCCGCCUCUCGGUCCUCAGGAUCCGAGACUUCAUGCUGCCCACCCUUGGCCCUACCACCUCGCAGCUCCAGCUCCUCCCGGACAUCAUCGCGCACGCCGACCCGAAGCUCCGCCGCCACCUCGACGGCGUCGAGCCCUUCUACGCCCUCUCCGGCACCCUGACCAUGUACGCCCACAACAUCGAGGCCUACCACGACAUCGCCCGCCUCUUCGACGUCCUCAUCGCCCGCGAGCCCGUCUUUAGCAUCUACGUGUUCGCCCAGACAGUCCUGGACCGCCGCGACGAGAUAUUCGAGAUCGACGAGGCCGACAUGCUGCACGUCAUCCUCGGCAAGCUGCCCCGGAACCUGGACCUCGACGGCCUCAUCGCAGACUCCAUCGCGCUCUUCCAGCGCCACCCGCCCGAAUUGCUUCGAUCGUGGAGACACAUCUCCAGCGCCAGCGCGCUCAAGACCGCAAGGGACGUGGAGGCGUCGACGGCCCAGACCCUGGAGGACGGGGAGGUCUGGUUCCAGAAGCAGGUCAAGGAGCUCCAGUGGCUGGAGCUGCAGAACAAGGCCAAGGUCUUCCUAUGGAGAUACCGACGGGUAGCCACCACGUUCGGCAUGGCCGUGGCGGUGGGCACCCUGGCCAUCUACCUCCGCCGCAACCCGUCGGCCAUUCAUCGCACGAUGGGCCUAUUCGGCAUCACAACACGCCUACAGUAA
Messenger RNA from Clonostachys rhizophaga, 1263 nucleotides. Lineage: Eukaryota; Fungi; Ascomycota; Sordariomycetes; Hypocreales; Bionectriaceae. The record is from the annotation of a GenBank genome assembly.